UCAACUAGAACAGCGUAGGUAGGCAACACCUGACAGCUGUAGACAAUUCCGGUAUAUCCCUCCCUUCAUCCGCCCUUCCGGCCUUAUAUUUAUACCGUCUCCGGAUGUUGUAAUUAACAAUGGAAGAAAGGCAGGUAGAGCAACUAAAUGUGAUGAUAAGUGCAUUAUUCAGUGAGAAAACACUGUGCAAAUACAGUAUCAGCUGAUCAAGGAUAUAAACAAUAACAAAGAUGAAAAUAUAAUAUAUUUUCAAAAUGAUUAGCUCUCAGGGAACUCAGGUUCAGAGAUGGAGCAAGGGUUUAUCCAUAUCUUUGAUAAUCCUGGUAAUAGUUCUCCAUGUUGGAACUUCAAUCCUGGUUUUCCUGUUCUCUCCGGGUCUCCUCCAAGCAGACAGGUUCCAAGGAUCACACUGUCAGUCUAAAACCUUGACAGGACCACUCAGCUGCGAUGGAUGUGAGAACUUCGGGUGCGUGUCUAAAAGUGAAGGAGAGAUGGUCUCCUUGUCCAACCUGAUGAUGUCCUUUAAGUUUCCACGUGAGAAUAAUUUCAACGUAUGGAACUGGAAACUGACCGGGAGUUUAAGUAUUUUCUUCAAAGUAUUCGGAGAUGAUCUAAUAACGGAUCAGAAUGAAAACUCCUCUCUAGUCAACCUUGCAGAAUUUAAGCAGUCCGUUGUAAUAUCAAGCAGUAUAGAUUACGCCUUAAACUCUAACCUAGAGGAUUCGGAUGCAGAAUCAUUCUCCUCCGCCUGGCAUUCUAAAGCUAGGAUAAGAAAUAAGAAUAGAACUAUGCACUGUAGGAAUGUUCCAAGUCCUGAUCAGGCGGAUACUGGAGAAGUAUCAGAGCUAUCCUUCCUCUGUGUUAUAUAUCCGCUCCUGGAGCUCUUCCCUAUAUCCAACUCAACCUACAUAACAUCUCUUAGUAUAGAGAAGCUUAUACAACCCAGUGCAAUCAACCUGGUUGAGACGAACGGAACCUUGAUUAGUUAUCUCUCCGUUAUAACUGAAAGCCAGGGGUUCCAUGAGAUAAGGUUCUACAUCAAGUGCGUGUUCCUGCCUCUCCUUCUCUUCUCCCUGGUUUGGUUUAUGGUUCGGUUGUGCAGGAACGAUCUCUACAUAAAUAUUCCAGAUAGGUUGGUUAUUACUGCAGGAUUGGCGCAGGUAGUCAAUAACAUUCCCUUGGAACUCAUUGUAUCCCAGAUUCCUAUACCUCAUCUAAUUCUCCUGGAGUAUAUUACACAGAUCCUGACCUUCUCCGUCCUGGUCCUCUUCUGGAUUAUCUUCACCCUGGACAAGCUGGCGGAUAAUGAACCCUGGGAGCGUACUACAAGAUACUAUUGGAGAUGUAUCACCUUGGUUAUCCUGGGAUGCGUCCUUGCCCUUACUACAUUUACAUUCCUUUGCUUCCCUUUUCUUCACAAUCCCUUCAACAAUCAUUGGCAGGAGAAGACGACCUACGUAUCCCUAGGGUUAAUAUUCUGCCUGGCUGUAGGGGUUGCUUGUUUCCAGUCCUACCUGGCCAUCAUCAGCUUCAGAGUUAUAUGUGAUAUAUCAAUACAUUACCCAACCACAAGUAGAGCCUGGAGAUUAAAGGGAGUUCUUAUUUACAACCUUUUCUCCUCCCUUCUCCUCACCACAACCUUCAUCUUCAGAUUAGUAUUGGAGCUGUGCCUUCACUGGAACCCGGAGUUUCACAAAGAUCCUCUUCCCUUCGGUAUCUCCUCCGUUGGUCCUAUUCUUCUUGUAGAACUAAUCUCAAUCAAUAUUUAUGUCGUCUUCCUACUCGUCGCACUCUCACGAACGUCCGUGCCCGGGGAGGGCUGGUAUGCGCCGGUGCGACCGGCCAUGUAUAAUCCUGACAGGCGGGAGGAACAACUACAUCUUUGGGAUCUGUCGGCGCACCAAAGUCCGCUUCACAAAAUUGAUUCUUAACCUGGGUGAACAAAAGACAUUUUUAAAAAUGUGGAAAGUAAUUUUCAACGGAGCUUAAAAGACGUGCCUUCUACGUCUAGACACCUAAAUAUGGGUCCAUAAAUACAAAUUACCCCUUUUAGUCUUAACUAAAGUUCCAAUACAGCAUAUUCAUUAUCAACAACAACAAAAAUAGGACAGUUUUCACAUUAGAAAUUAGAAUUAUCUUCACUCAAAACAUCAAUAUUUACUAUUUCAUAUUUAGUGCCAAAAUGUUUAUAUUGCACAGUGCACUAACUCUUGACAAUCAAGAUUUUACUUUAAAGUGAAAUUUUAAGCGACCUUCCGUGCAAAGAUGGCAAAGCUGGAUCACAAAGCGACCUUUAAACCUGUAUCUGAUAAAUAAUUUGGAAGAUAUUGUCGUUUUUUCAGAUUUAAUAGUGUUAAUUUCUCAUAUAAAUGUGCAAAUCACUCCUUAGAGAACAACGAUUGAAAAUAUUUAGUUUUUGAAAUUAUAAACAUUGAUAUCUAAAUCAUAAUUGUUCAGAAAAAGCUUUUCAGGGU
Eurytemora carolleeae is the source of this 2474-nucleotide messenger RNA. RefSeq names its product protein wntless. NCBI's taxonomy places the organism in Eukaryota, Metazoa, Arthropoda, Copepoda, Calanoida, Temoridae. Gene Ontology annotation, molecular function: Wnt-protein binding. Gene Ontology annotation, cellular component: endomembrane system; organelle membrane. The record is from RefSeq and is a predicted model, not a curated record. Gene Ontology annotation, biological process: intracellular protein transport; Wnt signaling pathway; Wnt protein secretion. The coding region runs from base 255 to 1931 and encodes 558 amino acids. The transcript has 3 exons.